This is a messenger RNA of Acanthoscelides obtectus, 3578 nucleotides long. The record is from the annotation of a GenBank genome assembly. NCBI's taxonomy places the organism in Eukaryota, Metazoa, Arthropoda, Insecta, Coleoptera, Chrysomelidae.
CAUUAUUAAUCAAAGAACCGAUCGCUGCCCAUUUUUUGCGACAGUUCAUCUGGGAAUCCUUAAAACAUCAUCAUGACUCCCGAACAGUCAAAAGCGUUUAAACAUUAGUAUGCGGUAACAAAUGUUUAAUAAGUUUAACGUUUAACAAUCGCACAAGGAUUAUCCCCUCCCUCAUCGCCGGGGACUUAGUUAUUUUAUAUCAGUGUAUUUUAAAUGGCGGCCGAGUUAACUUUUCGUCGCGUAUGUGGUCUUUGGGCUAAUGUGAACAGGUGAAUAGACUCGCGCGCGCGGUAAUUUUCGCCUUUUUGGAUUCGAGGUUUUUGCGGUAGUGACGGUGAGUGAGACGUGUAGAUUUUUUGUUUAUCGUAGCCUUUUAAAUAAUUAGAUGACAUGUACUUAGCACUGUUGCUACCACUGCUGUUCAGAGAAGGCACAUCGAAUGUGAUAUACUCCAAUGCAGAUAAUGAAAUCAACCCAAAUGUCUCAAGCACUCCCCACUCUUACAUCGAGUACGUCCUGCUAGACUCUCCGCACCCUUGUGCUCGUACCUGCGUUCUAGGAGCACCGCCUAUGAUAUGUCGGUAUUACUUCGAAGUCGAGUGGUACCAUACACUCAGCAAAGCUUGCUAUGAUUGUCCCUACAACGUUGAAGACUGCUUCCGGAAAGACUGCGUACCUGGAGAUGGCAAUAAGAGGUCUAUUGUCACUGUUAAUAGGAUGAUCCCGGGACCUCCAGUACAGGUGUGCCAUAAUGACGUAAUAAUAGUCGACGUCACAAACAAGCUGAUGAGCGAAGGGACAACCAUUCAUUGGCAUGGUCAACAUCAAAGAAGUUCGCCAUAUAUGGAUGGCGUCCCAUACAUAACGCAGUGCCCAAUUCUGCCUCAUGAUACCUUUAGGUAUACCUUUAAGGCUGAACAGGUUGGGACGCAUUUUUGGCAUUCACAUAUAGGAAUGCAACGUGUAGAUGGCGUAUACGGUCCCCUGAUCGUUAAGGAGCCCGAAGAGGAAGAUCCGGUUUCCCAGUUCUACGACUUCGACCUACCUCAACAUGUGAUGAUGAUCAUAGAUUGGGAGAAGCAGACGAGUAUGGACAAGUUCCUGGCGCACCAUCACAACGACGAUGACAAUAAGCCUACCACGUUGUUAAUCAAUGGGCUAGGCAGGUUUCAACAGUUUAUUUCAGACACCAACGAGACUAUUUAUACACCGACGGCGAGGUUUAACGUCGAACAGGGCUAUAGAUAUAGAUUCAGAGCUAUCAAUGCUGGGUUCCUGAACUGUCCCAUAGAGAUAUCAGUAGAUAACCAUACGUUGACUGUUAUCGGUACAGAUGGUGACAGCAUUAGGCCAGUUGAAGCUACUUCGGUUGUAACAUACGCUGGCGAGCGUUUUGACUUUGUGGUAACAGCUAACCAGGACAAAGGUCUGUACUGGAUCCGAUUUCGAGGUCUUAUGGAUUGCGAUGAGAGGUUCAAAAGGGCACAUCAGGUAGCGGUUUUGGAAUACGAAGGACUCAACGCAACCAGGAACGACUAUCCUGAAGGAGAUCCUGAUUAUGAAAGCUCGCAUAGGGACGGACUGCAAGUCAACGCGUUGAAUAAAGGAGUAGAAAGCAACUCAACUGCUUUUCUAUCGAUGCCAGAUAUCGAAUCGUUGACUGAAUGGGAUGACAGUCUUCGGAAAAAGCCAGACAUACAGUACUAUGUUGCUUACGAUUUUUAUAAAAUAGACAAUCACGACUUCCACAGAAGACCGGAUUAUGGAUUUUUCAACAUGACUGACCCGAAUAUGCAGCUGCUAACGCCUCAAUUCAAUCAUAUAACGAUGUCACUUCUGCCGUUCCCUCUGCUGCCACAACGUGACGAGAUCGCUGACGACGCCUUCUGCAAUGCGGAGACAUUAAAAGGAAGGAAUUGCCUAACUGACCAUUGCCAAUGCACGCAUGCCAUACAGAUCCCCUUAGAUUCCGUGGUGGAAUUGAUUUUUGUGGACGAGGGCUUCGCCUUUGACGCCAAUCAUCCAUUGCAUCUUCAUGGAUAUGCCUUCAGAGUAGUGGCCAUGGAAAGGGUUGGAAAGAACGUGACUGUGGAAGAGGUGAAAGAUAGGGACAGAAGAGGGUUGAUCAAGAGAAAUUUGCUGAAUCCGCCGGUGAAGGAUACCGUUACGGUGCCCGAUGGGGGAUACACUAUCGUUAGGUUCAAGGCUGACAACCCAGGUUAUUGGAUUUUCCAUUGUCACAUCGAAUUCCAUGCCGAAAUCGGGAUGGCCAUGGUGCUACAAGUAGGCGAAAAAGAGGACAUGCUACCGGUUCCCACGAAUUUCCCUAGAUGCGGCAAUUACCUGCCAGAGUUUCUAGACGAUGAUACGAGCAAAAAACCGAACAGCGCAUCAGGAUUUUCGGGAAUAUCGAUCAUCGUUCCGUUAUUCAUGAUAAUCUGUUUGCGACUUUAGAAGGUAACUUAGGAGUAGGAUUAAGAGAGAAAGAAAACCCGUGAAGCUUCUUCGUGGGCCAUUUUAUUUUUAUACCCUUUAGCAGAAUGUACACGGUGUCCCGCUAUGAAUUGACAGCCCUCUUGAUCUCUUUUAGUGAAAAAGAUGUGGGAUCUACUUCAUCUAAUAUAAAUGUUUUCAGGCAAUGUGGUUGUGCUAGAAAAGUGCUAUCAAGUAAAGCUGUAUUUUUAAAAUGGAACACCUUGUAUAUUGUAGCGUUUUUAUGGGUUCUUUUGGAUGUGGAUUAAAACACUGGAUUCCACUAAUUUAUUUAACUUGAUAGAACAUUUAUAUACACCACUAUUUAUGUCUGACUAAUUCUUAUGUCGCCAUUGACUGCACUAUACUCCACUCCGCUCUGCUCUGAUGUAAUAUGUACUCUCUGCCCCCAUCUCCCGGCUAACGAGUUAUAUAUAGUCCCAAUUGCUGCUUCGAGAAAGGCCUAAAGAAUCGGAAUAGAAGCGACUAUCAUUUCUACAAAACGUAUACAGGGUGUUUCAUUGAAAAUAUAUAAUUUUAUUCAAUAGCAGCUUUGUGAGACACAAAAAGGAUAUUGAAUGAAAAAGUUGGCAUUAUACAGAAUGUUGUACACAACCCUUUUUUCAAGGUUGGCAUACAAAAAGUUAGAAAGGGGACCAUUUUUAUGACGGGACACCUGUAAAUUGUAAGGAUAAAUUCAUCAGUAUUAUCUCGUUAAAUAAGUUAAUAGUCUAUAAUCUAAAAUAACUGUGGAUAGUUCAAUAAUAUUUAACAAACCGAUUACAAUGCCGAAGCAAACCAGUUUAAGUUUAAUUUUUAAUUUCUGAUGCUUUGGGACGCUUGAGCUCUAAUCUUAUUCACAAUUUUUACUACCAAUUUCAUACCGUUGUUUGUUUGUUUGUUUAAGAUUUAUUUAGCAUGAUUGCUACAAUUACAUUCUUCUAAAAAACUAAACAAUUACAUAACAUAGAGACAUUCAGAAAAAAAAACAAAAUUUGCAUCUCGAAGAACUUUCAUUGUCCAUGAAAUAUUCCUUUAAUUUUCUUUUAAAUAUCUUUAAAUUACAAGUAGACUUUAUAUCAUUAUUUAGUUUAUUAAUUUCAAGU